AUGGUAAAAAUGCAUUCCACCGGACAAGGUCGCUCAGCAAGCGUUAAACCAUAUGCAACUAGGUUCCCGUCAUACAUUUCUGCAUCUGUUGAUCAGGUCAAGGCAGACGUUAUCCAGAUGGGAAACAAGGGAAUACCGGCACCUGUAAUAGGAUGUAGGCUCAGAGACAUGUAUGGGAUCGGAAAGGCAAAGGACGUGCUCGGCGAGGACAUUUGCAAGUUUCUGCAGAACAACGGAACAACUCCAAGGAUUCCGUUUGAUCUCGAAUCACUUGUGAAGCGAGUGAAUGAGCUUAAGACUCAUCUGAAUAUGUUCAAGAAGGAUAACUGUGCAAAGCAUCAUCUUAUUCUUGUGUCAUCAAGGAUGUAUCGACUUGCAAGGUACUACAAGCGUACAAUGAAGAUCCCUGGAAAUUGGAAGCCAAAGCUUGUUGAGCAUCAUAAUAAAUGA
This is a messenger RNA of Ordospora colligata OC4, 450 nucleotides long. Its product is annotated as ribosomal protein S13. Gene Ontology annotation, molecular function: structural constituent of ribosome; small ribosomal subunit rRNA binding. The coding region runs from base 1 to 450 and encodes 149 amino acids. Gene Ontology annotation, cellular component: ribosome; cytosolic small ribosomal subunit. NCBI's taxonomy places the organism in Eukaryota, Fungi, Microsporidia, Ordosporidae. The record is from RefSeq and is a predicted model, not a curated record. The transcript has a single exon. Gene Ontology annotation, biological process: translation.